CAGUGAUAUUGUAUUAAAAUUUGUUGAUAAAAAUAUUCUUAUUACAAAAUGUCAUCCAAAUGGAACGAGAAAUUAGUGAUUAAUUUUUUAAAAGAAUACGAGCAAUAUCCAUGCCUCUGGAACCCUUAUCAUAAGAAUUAUUAUAAUUGUUACGAGAAGAAUAAGGCAUUGCAAAAAAUAAUCGAUGACCUCAAUAUACCUGGCUUUACUGUAAUUGAUUAUUUGCACCAAAUCAAGAGUAUAAGAGAAAAGUAAUAUAUAAAAUGGAGCAAAUGAAGAUGAUUAAAACUCUACAACAAUCUCAACAAGAAUAUAAAUCACCAUUUUGUUGGUACAAUAUAGUAGCAGAUAUGUUGAUGAAAGUAAUUGCAGAUGAGGAAAGAGUUCAGCAACGAGAAAUAAUCAAAUCCUUAAGUAGUGAUAACAUAAAAAGAAUGAAUGAAAAAAUUUGUGAUCAGAGAAACAAAUCAGUAGAAAAACCAUCUCAUUUGGCCAGGAAAAACAACUUGAAUACAAUAAUAAAAGAAAAAAAAAUAAGAUGUGUUCCUUAUUCACAAUUUAGACCAAAGGAGAAUUAUUUAACAGAUCGGAAAGAAGAUCAUCCAUCACUUUUAAGACCAACUAGAGAUACCGAAUUUGAAACAAUCGAAUGUCCUGAGCUUGUUUCAAAAACUUCAAUGGAUUCUAAACUUAAUGAUAUUUCUUCUUUAACAAAAAAUUAUGAGACUUAUGAAUCACCAUUUUUAAAAUGUCCAUUAUGUGGUUGGGAAGAUAUAAAAAAUAAGGAAAUUGAAAACUCAAAAAAAAAUUAUAUUCCUUGUUCUGCAUAUAAUAAAGAUAUUUUUGGAAUUUAUACUAAUUGUGCUGGAUGUGACAAAGUUACACGUGAUAAUCUGCCUUAUCAAUCUCUGGGCAACCAUGAUCUAUCGAUCUAUUGUUCAAAAAAAGAUGUGAAUUUUUGUGGAGAUUCCGAAAUUUUACGGGAAUUACCAAAAUAUACAUCUAAUGAAAAUUUAAUAACAAAAUCUAAAUCAACAUCAGUAGAAUAUGUAAAAGAAAAACAAAAAACAUAUACAAAUGCAGAAGUACAAUAUGAUACUGAUUCUAAAAAGAGUUCAAAACAUGAUAUAGAAACACCAAUGCAAAUAAAUAUUCCCGUAAUGACAAAUAAAUUGCAGUUUGAUACCAUAAAAGCUUCUACUCAUUUAAAAAUAAUUUUAUCAGAUCCAAAUAAAUCAAAACCACUCGCAAUAGAAAAUGCUUGUCAAGAUAUGAAAUUUAUACAGAGUCCAAAAUUAGAAACAUCCUCGAAAGAAACACAAGUUUUUCCUGAAAAGAUUCAUCAAUCCAAAAAAAUCGAUAUAGAUACUAAUACGAUCAAUUAUAUUGAUAAAGAAGUGCAGAAUACAGUUUCUACAAGUCGAAUAAAAAAAUGUGUUUCACUUCAAACUUUGAAUCAAAUUGAUCAAAAACAAAAUCAAACUGAUAAAUAUAAGAAAAGUUCUACAGAAUCAAAAGAAGUAUUAGUAAAUAUUAUAGAUCAAAUUUCGAAAGGAAUACAAACUACUAUUUUUGUAUCACGAGGAAAUUUAACUUGUCAUAUAUCUUUACAAAACAUGAAAGAAACUGGUACUACUAUGUCCAUACAUCAAAUUCGUAAUAUUGGUUGUGUAACAAAAGAAAGUAAACAAUUUAAAUCGAACUUUGUACAAUGCGUUUCUAAAGAAAAAUUUCCAUCUUUAAUUCAAUCCAAGUCGUGUAAUUCUGUAACAUAUAUUCAAAAGGAUUGGAAUACGGAUUUGAAACAUUGUGUAAAAAAGAAAAGUCAAGAAUCUGAAGAUUCAUGUUUAAUAAACACGUGUCCAAAAAAUAUAUUACAUCUUUGUAAAGAAGAUCCUUCCGUGAUGUCACUUUUACAACAACUUUUGCAGAAUAUAUUAUUCAUACACGAAGAGAAAACGCAAUGUGGGAAAUUAAAAAAACAAAUCGAUUUUCCAGAUGAUUAUAAAUAUUAUCCGAAAGAGAACUGUUUAAUCAAUCCAACAAAAAUGGUGUCAGCAAUCAAAAGUCAUAUCAUGAUGUUAGAAUUGAAAGAUAUCAAGGAACUGAAAGAAUCCUAUCAGAAAUUAGGUACAAAAUCGUUUUCUCAAGGAGUUCAAAAAAAACCUAGUUUAAAAAAAAUUGACACCUCUAUCUGUAACAAUAAAUUGAUAAUGACUGAAGAAAUAUUUGUGCCAAUAUUUCGAUCUACGAUUACAAAACAGGAUGAAAAACAAAAAAUAAUGGACAAGAAAAAAAAGUUUUUAAUGACAGAUAAGAAUGUUUGCACUUAUUUGAAUUGCAAGGAUAUUGGUAUUAAUGGAUCGUUUCAUCGUGACAUACAAAUUCAAAGUGAUUCUCAAUUGUUCAAAGAUUCUGCAUGCUUAGCAAGAGAUAUAAGACAAAGAGUAAACGUAGGUGUUCAAAAACGGGAUCCUAUACUGGUUCGAGUGAUCAAAUGCAAUGAAAAUCAAGCAAUAGUAAGAUCGGAUAAAGAAACUAUGAUGACAGAUAUGAAUUAUGAAAAGAAAUAUAUAAGUAAACGAAUAGAAACAUGUGGUCGAUCUACUUGUAUUCCAUCUACUAUUUGUAAAAAAUUGAGCGAAACUAAUUUGAAUUGUGCUCUUUACAAGGAACGUGCAAAUCAAAUAAUCGAUAAUUAUUAUAAACAAUCAUUUAAGAAUAAUAUAUGCGAUAUAAAUUGUAAAAAUAACAUGCUCUAUGACUGGACUAAUGUAACAAAUAAUGUUGUUAAUUCGAAAAUUCCGAUGUGUAUAAGAUCGCAGAAAUAUAUGUAUGCAAGAAAUAAAUAAUUAAAUAUUAGAAUUAAUUUUACGUACAUAUUAA
Apis mellifera (honey bee) is the source of this 2886-nucleotide messenger RNA. RefSeq lists its product as uncharacterized. The record is from RefSeq and is a predicted model, not a curated record. Lineage: Eukaryota; Metazoa; Arthropoda; Insecta; Hymenoptera; Apidae. The coding region runs from base 264 to 2852 and encodes 862 amino acids. The transcript is spliced from 6 exons.